Messenger RNA from Gopherus evgoodei (Goodes thornscrub tortoise), 3250 nucleotides. RefSeq lists its product as uncharacterized. The record is from RefSeq and is a predicted model, not a curated record. The coding region runs from base 580 to 2922 and encodes 780 amino acids. Lineage: Eukaryota; Metazoa; Chordata; Testudines; Testudinidae. The transcript has 11 exons.
GUGCUGGGUUUUUUUUGCAGGUGAGUGUAUUUAGAGUAUUGAAUAAAUGGUAACUAAAUACCUAUUUGUCAUAUGUCUAAUUUGCUGGGUAUGUAACUGGUGCAUUAUUUUUCCAUAACAACCUCCCACAUUUUUAAGCCAUUUCUCUAGUUUUGGACUAUUUUUCGUCUCCCAGAGAGAGGCUAUCAGUAGCCUAGCAGCUACAAGUUUCCUUCAUUUCUCUCUGGGUGACCCUUUCUGUCAGGUUUCACACUUUUCUAGGGGUGGGGGGUGGAAGCUGGUUGGUCAUGGCUUUUAAAAAGAAAUAUUUCCCAGCCUUUAGUGUUUGGGUGAGGGACACACAAACGCAAAGUCAGACGAUGCCUGGUGUUUCCUUGUACAAAGUACAAGCCAUGCUGCCUGUCAGCUCCUACCCCGUCCCCAGGCUACAGGCACCGCGCCUUCUUGGGGCUAAGGAUACCAGAGAGAGAAAGUAAAAGCGAAACAACGUCCCCUUGCCAGCCAGACUGACACAGAGCUCAGAUCCGGGGCAGACCGAGCAGAGCGACCACCGCCCCCUGGCUGGAUCGGCCGCGGGCCAUGGCGUGGGUAGGGGCCUCCGCUGGGCAGCGGUGCCUGCCGCUCCUGGCUCUCGGCGGCCUGCUCCAGCUGGCAGAAACUCUUCAAGUGCUGAUGGGAAGCAUGCCACAAAUAGUGUUACUGAAUGAUAACAUCUCCAUACCAUGCACGAUCUCUGGGUACAGUACAGAAGAACUGGAUAUCAAGAAUGUGGGAGUUACCUGGUAUCUUAAGACUCCGAGAGCAGACCAAAAAGAGGAAGUAUUCACAUUUCUCACAGGAGACCAUAUUCCCCAUAGAAAUGGAGCCAGUAUGUCUGACAGUGACCUGAGAAGAGGAAAUGCUGCACUCUCUCUACCACAGAUACAGUUUAAGGAAGCAGGAACAUAUAUCUGCCAAGUUACUGUCACCCCUUUUGGUGCUCAGGGAACAGCUGUUUUAGAGGUAGUUGCUCAACCAACUGUCAGCCUGUCUCCAAAGGAAGUUACAAUAGAAAGUGACAAGGAGAAGACUCUGUCAUGUGAAGUCAAUAAGUUCUAUCCAAAUUUGGUUGACAUUAAGUGGAUGAUGAUUUCAAAGAAUAACCAGGACAGUAGCGUAGCAGCAGAGGAUAUUUGCACAGGAGCCUAUGUAGAAAAUGAAGAUGGCACAUUUAAUGUCACUAGUAAAUUAAGGCUGCAGCCGUCUUUGCAAGAUAAUGGAAAUGUCUAUAGAUGUAUUGUGAGUCACAAAACAUUUCCUGCCAAGUUACUUCUCAGUAGCACCUUGACUGUCACAGCCCCCAGGUCCGAUUCAAGCAUUUUAAUUGGAGCAGUCACUGGAACAAUAAUAGCCUGUAUUAUUGUGCUUGGUUUGGGAGUUUUCGUGUACGAUAAGUGUUUUAAGAAAAUUCCACCAACAAUAAUUACAUUCGUAGGGGAUGUGGAAAUGAAGCAUUCAGAAGACACUUCUUUGUAUUGUCAAUUUUCUGGCUUUCGUCCAAAAGCUAUAACUGUAGAUUUUUUUCUGAAAAAGUAUCAACAAGAACAGAAGGAGAGAAUUUACUAUUGGAACAGUGAAAAGGAUGUCAUCGAACGAGAUAAGGAAAGUGCUGCUCUCCUGUCUAUGUCAAAGAAUUUUCAGUUUCAGAUAUAUUUGAAGUCACUAGAUAAUGGCACUUUUGAAGUUCCAUGCCUCAUUCGUAUAUCUCCAAAUGUUCAUGAGCUAAACAAGGCAGAACUUUCUCUUGAAAUUAUGCACGAGGCCCUUCAGCAACGUCCUGCUAUGGCAAUAACAGAACUGAAGGUCAUAGCUGUGCCAGUGUUGGAUCCAAUCCUGUGUUCAACAGAUGUGCCAAGACCAGAUGAGCCUAUAACUUUGACUUGCAGAAUUCAUUCUUUUUUCCCUGAAACAAUUGAAUUGACUUGGUAUAAAGAUGAUAUUCAAGUGCCAGAGAAACCCUUCAUUAGUGAUGUCACAAGUGGACCAGAUGGACUUUUCUUCUGCACCAGUAGCUUAAUAUUAUAUCUUGGAGUUGAGGACAUUGGAAGGAGAUUCAUAUGCAAAGCUAAACUUAAAGGCUCACACCAAUAUAAAGAAUCUUCUUGGAAGCUGGAAAAUUUGAUAUUUACUCCAAAAUUCUCAAAUAUUGUAUGUGAGCCCAGUACCCCUGAGAGUGGGGAGGCUGUCACAUUAUCUUGCCAGGUGACAGAUUACUACCCAGCACAGUGUCAGGUGCGCUGGAUGAGAGGCUUUGAAGAACUCACUAAGGCUGCAAUUAAAACCCUGGACCCUCAGCUUGAUACAGCAACAAAUCUGUACCACAGAGAAAGCCAGGUGACAUUUACACCUGAACCUGAGGACCAUGCAGUAGAGUUCACUAUUGAAGUCAUCCAUUGCAACAGAACUACAAAGAAGUCCUAUCCCCUCAUGUUAAAAGGUUUCCCAAGAAUUACAAAUAUUGUUCUUAGUCCAAAUAAUGCAGAGUAUGGAAAACCCCUUUCUCUGACCUGCAAAAUCAUGGAUUUCUAUCCCAACGCUAUUCAAGUCCGGUGGUUCCAGGAGAAUGAUGAAAUCAAGAAGGGUUCAUCAGUACAAGAGCCAAAGCAGGAUACAAGAGGCUUUUUCUGCACAUCUUCUGCUCUUCAGUUAAUACCUUCUGCUCAAGAUUAUGGCAGAAAGAUUGGUGUAAUGGUGAUGCACAAGACUCUGACAAAGCCCAUUACAAAAAAUGUGUAUCUAAAACUCCCAGCAAAGUCUCCUGCUGUUUCUGAGAUUAGAGCAACACCUGCAUCCCCAAGGUCAACGAGACUGUCUGUCUCUGAAGUUUCCAUAUCAGAUUUUGUGCCGAAAAAUAUAAAGUUGCAUGGUAUAAAGACUGGUUAGCAGUUACCUAAGGACACCAUAACAAUAGAUACUCAAAUGGAAAAAAUGGUUUAUGUUUCUCUACAUUGAAAAACAAUUACUGCUAAUGCAUGGUGAUAAUGGAAAAAUGUUCAGAUGUGAGGUAAUUCCUCCAGAAACAAACUCCUGCACAGAGAAAAGGUUUAUAUUGAAACUGAUGAUUUUUCUACCAGCACUGGAGAUAUAUCCACUCUGACUGGAUAUCAAAACCACACAUUGAGCCCUAGACCCAUCAAUCAAGAGAUUAACACCCUGAAGAUAGAGUGCAUUACUAGCAACCCAAAGGCUGGUGAGGAUGUGACACUUCACU